Messenger RNA from Aspergillus eucalypticola CBS 122712, 1428 nucleotides. Its product is annotated as phosphotransferase family protein. NCBI's taxonomy places the organism in Eukaryota, Fungi, Ascomycota, Eurotiomycetes, Eurotiales, Aspergillaceae. The record is from RefSeq and is a predicted model, not a curated record. Bases 1 to 1428 code for a protein of 475 amino acids. The transcript has 7 exons. Gene Ontology annotation, cellular component: mitochondrion.
AUGUCUGACUCUGAGACAGACCUCUUCCAGUACACUAGUGGCCGUUGGCUCUGGAACGAAGAGCGACAGCUCAAGAACCGAUAUACUCCUUUCAAUGUGCCUGAGUUGAAGAGAAUUGCAGCGCAUAGUAUCGGUGCAGGUACCUGCACCGCAAUCACAAAACUGGGAGAAGGGAACUACAAUAAAUGCUUUAGACUUGAGAUGGACAAUGGAUCAUCCAUGAUUGCACGAAUCCCCCACCCCAACGCCGGGCCCAGGUACUAUACCACGGCAUUUGAGGUUGCAACCAUGGGAUUUGCUCGAACGAUUCUCGGAAUACCGCCACCCCGUGUGUAUGCUUGGGAUGCCGACAAGGAUAACUCCGUCGGUUCUGAGUACAUCAUCAUGGAGGAAGCAUCAGGUACCAUGGUGCAAGAAGUGUGGGAAGAUCCUUCCAUCGAUGACAAAAUGGAUUUCGCACAAGAGCUCGCCGAAAUUCAGAGAAAGUUGCUUCAAGUACCCCUAAACUGCUAUGGAAGUCUGUAUUAUGCAACCUCCAACAUCAAAGAUGCCGUUCUGGCUGAGACCAGUGGAGAAGUACCCCCAGAACUUAGAGACGAGAUACGCCGUCGUUUUGUUAUCGGCCCAGUUGCGCUAAGAGACUAUUGGAACAAAGAACGUGCAAAGAUGGCUUUGGAUCGUGGACCAUGGCAAGAACCGCAGGAUUAUUUACUCUCCCUAGCUCGGCGCGAAGAGGCAUGGUUUCAGCAACACGCAACAACAACAACAGCAACAACAUCGCCAUCCGAGGAUUGCCCCCAGGCACCCUCAGCAACCCAAAAUGGCCCAGAUAGUCAUCUCUCCUUGCUGCACAAAUAUGCCAAAGUUGCACUCCAUCUUCUCCCAACCGACCCUGCUAUGAAUGCACCCCAUCUCUGGCAUACAGAUCUGCACGCUGGAAACCUCUUCAUUCAAGACGGUAGAGUAUCUAGUGUCAUAGACUGGCAAGGACAGUGGAUAGCACCACUGAUGCUUCAAGGACGUCCUCCAAAGCUAAACCCCGAGCACUUCGACGAAAUUGAUGCACAGGAAAAGUCUCGGAUCCGAGAAUGUAUGCGCAAGUCGAUGCUGUUCUAUCUUUAUCAACUGCGAGUUAAGAAUGGGACCCCAUUCUUUUGGAAAUAUUGGGAGUCAUUGGGAUUUGACAUCCCCUGUCCUAUUCAGUUCAAGGAGGAAGAGGUACAUGACUGCAUAGAAGAAGACGAGAUAUGGAACAACAUACAAGUGGUGGACAGGGAGGGCUUUUCAUUUCAUGAGUGCUACGAUCGUGCCGUUUUACUCUUUAAAAAGGUGCGAGAGGCUUGCAAGGAAGGUAUGGAAGGGAAAGAAAGGGAAAUGUGGGACAAUCAGACAUGCUGGGUUGAGAAGCAUUACCGGGCUGAUUCUUGA